Molecule: messenger RNA, 1099 nt
Organism: Acipenser ruthenus (sterlet)
Lineage: Eukaryota; Metazoa; Chordata; Actinopteri; Acipenseriformes; Acipenseridae
Product: zona pellucida sperm-binding protein 2-like
Source: RefSeq, a predicted model, not a curated record
UGUGCUUUCCUAACGGAGUGGUGACGGUGGUGGCUGUCACCAUGGAGCCCAUACCAUUAGUGGAUCCCAGCAAGACCACCCUGCUGGACAAGACCUGCAAACCCAAAGAGUUUGACUCGACCAGGGCUCUCUUCACCUUUGGGGUGAACACCUGUGGGACCAGGAGCCAGAUUGUGGGUAACUACUUGAUCUACGAGAACGAGGUGCUGUAUACCAGAGCGCUGUUCCCACCCAAUGCUCCAGUCAUCACCAGGGACUCUGAAUACAGGCUGACGAUCCGCUGUCGUUACCCCCUCAACGACACCCUGACGCUGGCUGCUGAAAGGAAGGCGGUCCCUGCUCCAGCCCCCUACUCUGUGCGGGGGCUUGGGUCCCUGCACGUCCGAUCUUAUGACCCUAUGAGCAGAGCCAAGAGUCCCAGAGAUGUUCUGAAUCUGAAGGCUCGGCUAGCCAGGGAUGUGAGCUACUCCCAGUUCUACUCUGCAUUCCCCGUGUCCCAGUCUCUGCUGGAGCCCGUGUUUCUGCAGGUUGAGCUCCAGCAGCCUCAUGGCCAGACUGACCACCUUAUCCUGCAGGACUGCUGGGCCACACUGGCCCCUGAACUGGACUCCAGCCCUCAAUGGGACCUGGUCACUGACAGCUGCCUGGUCACUGGAGACUCGUACAGGACCCACUUCCACCCAGUGCCGGCCAGCACUCUCACCAGGAGCUCCCCCCAGCUCCAGAGGCUUGAGGUGCAGGCACAGCAGUCUAGCAAGGACUCUGCCUUCUGGAGACAGGUGUAUUUCCAUUGCAUGGCUGUGGUUUGUGAUCCCAACCUGGAGGAUACCUGCAAUAAGACUUGUGUGCCUGGAGCCCAGAGAUCUGCCCGUAGUGUGGAUCGAUACAGCCAGAUCAGAGGCUACGUUUCUGCCGGGCCGGUCCAAUUGGUAGCAGAAGGACAAGUCCUGGACCUUCAAACAGCAGGUGACUCCCCCUUGGUUCUGGCGCUGGGCGUGGCGUCCGCUCUCCUCGGAGUUCUGCUCGUCAUUCUUGUUGCUGUCGGAUUCAGGAGAUGUUAAACUUGCUGUCUACCCCAAUAAAGAUUUUUGCAUCUCGA